AUGCGGGCAGGUCCCUUCGCCUCGGCCCAGGAAGAUGUAGUACUUGGGCAGAUCUUGAAAAACAUGAGCGCCAUCGUCAUAGCGAAGACAAACCUUCUGCAGCUUGGACUCUACCUCCAGGGGACCGAAACCGAGAAUCCUCUCUGUAGGCUCACGAUCAAUCCUCGCAAUCCUUUUUUUUCCCCACCUGGUGGCUCAACGGGUGGUGAAGGUGCAUUGUUGACAUUGUAUGGAUCACGAUUUGGAGUCGGAAUUGAUAUCGGCGGAAGCAUAAGAAUCUCACAGUCUACCAUGGGUUUGUGUGGCUUCAAACCAAGCGCAAGCAUCAACCGCCGUGAACAAAACUGCCCUUCCUUUCUCUUCACCUACAUGCACUUGUUUUUUUCCACAGAGCGCUCGACUUCCUUAUUAGGGCGUACCCGUCUCCACCGAAAACCAAGAGCAUGUCCCAUCUGCUACAUGAGCCGGCUGAUAGCGAACAGUCAGCCCUGGAAUCUCGAUCCACGAUACGCUCCUCUUCCCUAG
Messenger RNA from Penicillium digitatum Pd1, 525 nucleotides. The record is from RefSeq and is a predicted model, not a curated record. NCBI's taxonomy places the organism in Eukaryota, Fungi, Ascomycota, Eurotiomycetes, Eurotiales, Aspergillaceae.